CCAUCCAAUGAUGUGGAACAAAGUAUUUUUCCCUGAUCUGCUAAUGUAUUUUAAGACCAUCCGUCCUCUUGCAGGCGUGUGUAGAUUAUAAAUCACAUGAUAUUUGCGAAGAACUGAGAGGGCGAGCUUAUGUAACUCAAAGUGACUAGUCCCCUUUUACAUUGCCUACAUCUCCGGUUCUACCAUAAACGGCACUAACACAGACUUGAGGUGGGAAUUCUGCUUUUGGAGCACCGGUGUGGAAUAAUAAAGGGAGUGUCUGACCAGUGUUUCACACAUCACACCAUACAGUGCAUCUCAAUAAAUUAGAAUAUUGUUGAAAAUGUAAAAUGUCAAAAGUUCAAUUAAAAAAGAAAGUCAACAAUAACCCCAAAUGUACUUUUACAUUAACUAUCGAAGGGAUCCAAAAGAGAUGGUGCAUCUAAUCCGCAGCUUGUUCCCGCUCUCAACUCUCGCGACAUUUCUUCAGUGCAUCGUUUCCAUGGAGACAGCCGUUGUCAUGACGACGGGUACAAGCUAAGUUUGACGUUUAGUUUUGUACGUUACGAUGUGUUCGGGAGUUUUCUAAGCUUCAAUUCGUUGCACUACACUUUUCUAAGUUGUUUUAAGAAGAUACAAAUUCGUAAGUACACAAGCCGUUUAUUAGCAAGCUGGCGAAGCAAUUAAAGAUGUUUUGCUACGAAUCGUGCCGGCUUUUGUUUUUCUCAAUUAGCUUUAGCCCAUGCAAUUUAAUAGCUAUGAGAAGUCUUAGUUGUAUGGAUUUUGUUUAGGGGUGGCAAUGAGUGACGAAAAAAGUUCGACUGAGUCAGAAACGACGGCUUCUAGCAGUGCGAGAAAAUUCAUAAAGAAACCAGCCACGAUUCACCUGACAAAUGCCGCACAGCUUCCAGAGAACACGAAUUGCCUGGCGUGCUCAGAUGACAGCGCAUACCUCAGCCUGGGUCAUUCCGGUGGCUUUUCGCUGUGGUCUGCGAGUACGCUUAGCCGUGAGGCAGAAUGGUUGCAGGAGAGAGUCGAGAUGACUUCCAUCCACAUGACCUGUGCCAGUGAAAAAGCAUAUCUGCUGGCUACGAUUGAUGACAUGGGUGUCGCCCGAGUCUUUUUGUAUAAUUUAGAAGGCAUUUAUUCCUUUAGUGUUAUUAACAUGCUGGAUGAUAUCAACAAGAGGAGUGUUUGCUUACAUUUCGAACUAUCCAAAGGAAGUGAAUAUGGCUCUAUUAUAAUGAGGUGCAACAAUGAAAUUUGGCUUGAAAUCUAUUAUUUUCCCGUACAUGACUGGCUGAGAGAGUUAAAGGAUCCCAAAAUUUCAGCAAACCUGAAAUGGUCUCCUGCUGUCCGGGUGAAUCGAGUCAACGCAUCAACAGCAAACGCCACAGAGGUCCCCAACUUCUUGUCUUACUUUUUAGUUUUGGAUGAAACAAAUGAGCCACCGAGACACUGCACUACACAUUUCCUUCUGCGCUGUGGUCACUCUGAUGAAAAGACAAAAGCAAAGCCAGGAUCCCCACUUUCUCUGUGUUUUUGGUGGACCGGAAGUUACAAUCUUCUCUACCUGAUGCUAUCCAAAACAGCAAAAGCCAAACACGGUCAAUGCAGAUCUUGAAUCCAUCUUGAAUUUCCAAACAAAAACCAUAAAGGUCCAUCGCUAACAUUUUGGACUUGUUUCGGAGAAGAUCCCGAACCGCCACCGUUGGUGCUGUGGCCCAACUGGGCGGAAAUCAUCUGCUCCGCCGUCAGUAGGUGCACUCGUUUCAUUGCGCUCGGCCUCAGCAAUGAUUUGCUGUGUGUCUGGGACAGGCUGUCUGGCUCUCCGUUGUCUAUCUCAAGAGUAUCAUCAGAGGGCGCUUUACUCAGGCUGCACUUUGUGGAAUACUGGCCUGCGUGCUCCGAUACUACCCCGACUUUAACGGCGGGUGAAGUUCACCUCGUGACGCUUUACGAGAGCGGCGCCGUUCACGUCGUAAGCGCGAGCCAAGGAGCGGCAACCAACACUGGGCAGCUCUCGCCAAGGCCGAAAGACAGCGGUGACCAGCCCACUGUCAUUGCAUCGGUACCAUUCCUGCAGGGCUUGUCGUUGGUGGUGUGCCGAAAUGGAGAAAUGUUCCUGCAAGAUGUCGUCAACCGAGCCACGGUGUGCGUCUUGAGCUUUCCUGCUCACCAUCAGCUGGCGAGUCCGUCCAAUCCCAUCUAUUCGCUGAAUAUCAAUCAACGCAUUCUCUUCAUUCGAGCCGACCAGGAGCCCACCUCCAGCGUUUCAUCUCUAGAUGAUCCAACUCAGAGUCAGAGCCACAGUCUGCUCAUGUUGCGUUUCGACGAGCAUGACGCCAUCAAGCCGUACGUUGUUUCGCAUCCAGAAUCUCCAUGGCAACAAGAAAGCAACGUAUUAAUCGGGGAGGCUGCCUGCAACUUGUAUCUUGAGCAAAGAACUCUGUCAAUGGAUGAGAGGCACAAAGCUAUUACGCAGACUUGGAAGCGACUGCGGUGUGCUACCACCACGUAAAAGCAUCAUGGACAAAGACUCAUUUCUAUUUUAUGCAGAGGUAACAUUUUCACGAAAAAUAAGACACUCAGUUGUACUUUGACUUAUUAUUUGAAAUUUGUUCUGGGACCAAGCUUGCAAAUCAGUUGACUUAUACUGCUCAUCAAGUCAAUUUUCCCUA
Messenger RNA from Syngnathus typhle (broad-nosed pipefish), 2660 nucleotides. RefSeq names its product WD repeat domain 93 (gene wdr93). The record is from RefSeq and is a predicted model, not a curated record. The transcript is spliced from 14 exons. NCBI's taxonomy places the organism in Eukaryota, Metazoa, Chordata, Actinopteri, Syngnathiformes, Syngnathidae. Gene Ontology annotation, biological process: electron transport chain. Gene Ontology annotation, molecular function: protein binding.